ACCAUCAAAGCCACCUCCCCUCUUGGGGAUCCGAGGGUGACGUAUAACUUGGAGGACGGCAUGGUCCCAGAGACCAACAUGCCAGUUCGCUUCUACCUGACCCCCAACAGAGAGGACGGUUCGGCCUCCAUCCUGGUUGCAGAGCCCCUGGACUAUGAGACCACCAGACACUUCAUGCUGCGAGUCCGGGCCCAGAACGUGGCUGCUGUUCCGCUGGCGGCCUUCACCACGGUCUAUAUCAAUGUCACAGAUGUAAAUGACAACGUCCCAUUUUUCACUUCCUCCAUCUACGAGGCUUCAGUCACUGAAGGGGCGGAAUCAGGAACCUUGGUUUUCCAGGUCUCAGCCGCUGACCUCGACUUGGGUCUCAAUGGCAAGAUCUCCUACUCCCUGCUGGAGGACCGCAGUGGAGACCACCAGUACUUCCGUAUUGACCCCGAGCUGGGAUUCAUCUACUCUCAGACUGUGUUUGACCGCGAGACCAAAAGCUCCUACCUGUUGGAGGUUCAGUCUGUGGACGGCUGGGAGUCAGCUCGGCCUGGCAAACAUGGACAACCCAACUCUGACACAGCGUAUGUUCGUGUUUUCAUCAGCGACGUGAACGAUAACAAGCCAGCGUUCGCACAGGCGUCCUACGAAGUCGAUGUGGAUGAGGACGCUGACGUAGGCUUCGCCAUUCUCACCGUCAGUGCCAAUGACGGGGAUGAAGGUGGAAACGCUAAGCUGCGCUACCAGAUCACAUCAGGGAACAAGGGAGGGGUGUUUGAUGUAGAACCAGAGGUGGGCACUAUCUUCAUCGCCCAGCCGCUGGACUAUGAACAAAACAAAAGGUACAAGCUCCAUGUCCUGGCUUCAGAUGGAAAGUGGGAGGAUUACUCGACUGUGACGGUGAACGUGGUCAACAAAAAUGACGAGGCUCCGGUGUUCACCGUUAACGAAUACUACGGCAGCGUUACAGAGGAACUGGACGGAUCACCGGUGUUUGUGUUACAGGUUACAGCAUCAGAUCCAGAUAAAGAUGCUGACCAGGAGGCCCUGCGCUACUCUCUCCAUGGCCAGGGUGCAGAGAGCGAAUUCAUAAUCGAUGAGGUCACAGGGAAGAUCUACGCCCAGCGGACACUGGAUCGCGAGGAGCGUGCCGUUUGGCGUUUUGUCGUCUUGGCCACGGACGAGGGCGGCGAAGGUCUGACGGGCUUCACCGACAUCAUCAUUAAUGUGUGGGACAUCAAUGACAACGCGCCCAUCUUCACCUGCGCCCCAAGCUGCCUCGGAGACGUUGCGGAGAACUCGGUCGUGGGGACGUCGGUGAUGGAGAUGACGGCCACUGAUCUGGACGACUCGGCGGUGGGCCAGAAUGCCGUGCUCUCCUACAGGAUUACCGGGAGCUUAGACGCCACAAACGUGGAAGUGGGAGGAGUGCCUACCUUCUCAGAAAUGUUCACGAUCAAUCCCACCACUGGGACCAUCACUGUGGCCAUGGGAGGCCUCGACAGAGAGCAGGUGGAGUCCUACCUCCUGGUGGUGGAGGCCAGAGAUGGCGGAGGGAUGACGGGAACUGGAACUGCUACCAUUCAGAUCAAGGAUGUGAAUGAUCACGCUCCGAGAUUCACGGAUCGCUCCUGCAUGACAAGGAUCUCUGAGAAUGCAGAGGUCAAUGCAGAGGUCCUGGAGAUUGUUGCAGAGGACAGAGACACUGGAGAAAAUGCCCAGCUGACCUUCAGUGUUGUGGCUGGAGACCAAGAGCAGAAGUUCUACAUGGUGAGUCACAAGCAGGAGCAGCGCGGCACCCUGAGGCUGAAGAAACGUCUCGACUAUGAACGACACAGCGAGCAGAGGUUCAACCUCACACUGAAGGUUGAGGACCUGGACUUCUCCAGCCUCCUACACUGUGUGGUGGAGGUGGAGGACUACAACGACCACGCUCCCGUCUUCAUUCCUCACCUCCUGUCUCUGGCCCCUCUCCAUGAGGACAUCAGCGUGGGGACCAGUGUGGCCCGGCUGGUGGCCAGCGACUCUGAUUCAGGCCAGAACCGCGAGAUCACCUACACCCUGACAGAGGACUCGGACCCUGAAGGGCUCUUCACCAUCGACCAGUCGGGUGUUCUCUCCGUGGCCCGGCCUCUGGAUCGAGAGAAGAUAGCACGGCAUUCCUUGGUUGUCAUGGCAACGGAUCAUGGGGUUCCACCUCUAACAGGCAGCGCCACUGUCCAGCUGCCACUGUUGGAUGUAAACGACAACGGACCGGAGUUUGAGGCGGCAUACUCCCCAGUAGUCUUUGAGAACGUGGCAGGCCCACAGGUAGUAAGGAUGAACCAAACGUCGACUCUCCUGCGGGCUGUGGACCAGGACUCCCCAGAGAACGGUCCGCCCUUUCACUUCACAGUCCCCCCCGAGUAUCGCCAUAGCAAUGAUUUGUACCUCCAGGACAACCUAAACGGCACCGCCACUCUAACAGCUCUGAGGACGUUUGACCGCGAGCGCCAGAAAGAGUUCUUCAUACCUAUUAUCAUGAGUGACAGCGGCCAUCCGGCCAAAACAGUGACCAGCACCUUAACCGUCACCAUCGGGGACCAGAAUGAUCACCCACAUGUGGCGGGGGAGAAGAAGAUUUUCAUCAAUAGUCACAGAGGCCGUAUGCCAACCACGGUGCUUGGAAAGGUCUACUCCCCCGACCCCGAUGACUGGGACAACAAGACGUACGUGUUUGAAGGACAUUUGCCAAGUUACUUCAUCCUGAACAAGCGAACAGGCUUCCUGAUCAUCAAGGAGAACGCCCCCACAGGCGCCUACGAGUUCCAGGUCCGUGUGUCGGAUGGAGUUUGGCCAGAUGCUGUCUCUACCAUCACUGUGCACGUGAGGGAGCUGCGAGACGAGGCCAUCUACAACUCAGCGUCUCUGCGCCUGGCAGACAUCACAGCAAAGGAGUUCAUUGAACUGAGAGGGAAGCAGCGGAGCCGCUACGAGCUGCUGGCGGACUUCCUGUCUAAGAUGCUCUACGUUCCACCUGAUGAUAUCAACAUAUUUAGCCUAAUGGAUGUGAAGGUGCAGAUGCUGGAUGUUCGCUUUGCCGUGCACGGUGGCGCCACCUUCCUCCAGCCAGAAAAAAUCCAUGGUUAUCUUACCGCCCACAAACAAAAGCUCCAGUUGUUAGACUCAAGCUGCCUACUGUAG
Molecule: messenger RNA, 3171 nt
Organism: Notothenia coriiceps (black rockcod)
Lineage: Eukaryota; Metazoa; Chordata; Actinopteri; Perciformes; Nototheniidae
Product: neural-cadherin-like
Exons: 14
Biological process (GO): adherens junction organization; multicellular organism development; cell-cell adhesion mediated by cadherin
Cellular component (GO): adherens junction; plasma membrane; catenin complex
Molecular function (GO): beta-catenin binding; cadherin binding; calcium ion binding
Source: RefSeq, a predicted model, not a curated record